AUGGCGCGGCCAUCACGGAUCAUGGCGAUCCAGCCGGGAGUGAGCGAACUGGGGUGGCUUCUGUUGUUUGUGAAUAAAGCUGACUUGGCCGCAUCAGGGUGUCUUAAGGACGACUGCCUAGUGAUCAAGUGCACCGUCAGAGUUAUUACCUCUAAGCUCAACGACGACGACGACGACAGCUUCGUCGCUCCACCCUCGGACCUAGGUAGAGAUCUUGGCUAUCUUCUAGAGAAUGUCCUUAAGACGGACCUGACGGUCAGGAUUGGCUGGUUCAGGAGUUUUGAGGUGCACGCGUGCAUGCUCGCUGCGCGGUCACCGGUCUUUCAGGCACAGUUGUGUGGCGCGAUGAUGGAGAGCAGACAAAGCACUAUCCGCAUCAAGGACAUGGACGCCAAAGUUUUUGAGGUCCUGCUUCAUUACAUAUACAAUGAUUGCCUCCCUGAGUUCAUGGAGGAGACCACAGAAUUGUCCAUAAACAUGACGCAACAUUUGUUAGGCGCGGCUGAUCGGUACGCCAUUGAUAGGCUGAAGCUUAUAUGUGAGGGCAAGUUGGGCAAGGCGCUAGAUGUCAACACCGUGGGUUUCACUUUGGAUCUCGCGGAGCAAUAUCACUGCCAACUACUCAAGGAUUACUGUCUCAAGUACAUGGUAAGAGACAGCGAAAGGUUACGAGCCAUUGUAAAGACCAGCGGGUUCGAGCAACUGAAGCAAAACCACCCACUUAUUGCAUGUGAAAUUCUCCAUAAAGUAAUUGACAAGCUGUAA
Messenger RNA from Aegilops tauschii subsp. strangulata, 765 nucleotides. RefSeq names its product BTB/POZ and MATH domain-containing protein 1-like. Gene Ontology annotation, molecular function: protein binding. The record is from RefSeq and is a predicted model, not a curated record. Lineage: Eukaryota; Viridiplantae; Streptophyta; Magnoliopsida; Poales; Poaceae. Gene Ontology annotation, biological process: protein ubiquitination.